CCGCCCGGGGGAAGAAGUCCCGGAACCACGGAGAGGCAGAUUCCAAGAUGGCGGCGCGGCUGAUGCGUUGCCGCGAGCACCCUUAACAGACCUGCCGGGGGCGCUUGUCUAGAGCGUUCACCUCGGAAGCUUUGAGUAAUAAAAAGUCAAAAGCGCUCCUGAGAAACGGGGCUGACUCUUCGACCUUUCGGGAAGAACGAAGAUGGCCCCAGCCUGUGAGCAGCUGCAGUUUCGCUUCCCUGGUUAUGGUGAUGGGGUGUUGCGCCGCAUGGACCAGUUGCGGGAGCAAAGGCGCUUCUGUGAUGUGACGGUGCAGGUGAAUGAAUUGCGGGUGCCUGGACACCGUGUGGUCUUUGCAGCCUGUUCCCCUUUUCUGAGGGACCAGUUCCUUCUCAACAACUCUCAAGAGGUGUCUGUUUCGCUCUUCCAGAGCCCUGAGAUCGGGCGCCAGCUUCUGCUGUCCUGCUACACAGGAUGCCUCGAGGUGCCUAUCAAGGAACUAGUCAACUACCUGACAGCUGCUUCCUUCUUGCAGAUGGGCCAUGUGGUAGAGUGUUGUGCCCAGGCACUGUCCCACUACUUAGUCCCCAAGGCAGAUGCCCUGCUGCGGGAGGAGGAAGAGGAGGGGAACUGCCUACAGCAGGUUGGAGAGGAGGAGGAAGAGAAGUUUCAGCCUUCUGCACUCAGAGGGGAGGCGGACUCUGUGGAAGGCAAAACGGAGGGGCCUGAGUUCACCCCCUGCAGUACCCGCAGCCCCUCAUCUCCAGCAAUCUCACUCUCCCUUAUCAACUCAGCUGUGGAGAUCACCCGCAGCUACCUGCAAGGCUGCUUCGAUGAUGAAACAAGCAGCAAAGGCCUUCCUUUCCCGUCCCCGGUCCCCACUCCUGCCUCCCAGUGGAGGAGCUACCCCUUGCACUGUCACCGACGCGGCACAGCUGUGACUUACAGGGAUUGGCGGCCAGGCAGCAGGCUGGCCGCAUGGAAGGUACCCGAACUGGAGCGCCCAUACCGGUGCCCGCGCUGCAACAGCGUCUUCCAGCAGCUGGGACAUUUUGUGAGCCACGUGCAGGAGCACAAGCUCUUCCUGUGCCUCCGCUGCGGCAAGGUCUUCUCGCAGAAGAGCAACUUGACGCGGCAUAUCCGGGUGCACACCGGCUUCAAGCCUUUCCAGUGCCCCAUCUGCUGCAAGUGCUUCACUCAGAAUGCGACGCUGCAGGACCACCUCAACUUGCACAGCGGCAUCAAGCCCCACCGGUGCAACUACUGCGAGAUGCACUUCACCCACAAGCCGGGCCUGCGGCGCCACCUCAAGGAGAUGCACGGCAAGAGCACGUUUGAAAACAGCCACGAAGAGAUCGAAGAGGUCACCAUUGACUUUGAUUGAUGGGAGGGGGGAGGAGCGGGCUCUUCUGCAAGGCCAGGAUGUUUUGUUUGCUCAAGAGGGCUGCUGGAAGGCAAGGAACAUGCCACAGACUGAACUCGAUGUCCUGGGGGCAGGUGAGGCCACAAGCAGACCUGCUCCAUUCCUAGUUGUAAGAGAAAUGGUAUGAUUGGGGUGUUUAGUUAUAGGUCAGCAGAAGGAGCGUGGACUGAGCUGUUCUCUAGACAGGAUGAGAUACCUCAAAGCAAGUAGGGGGACCAAGGCCUUUGGCUCAGGUCUUGUGUUAGCAGAGGAUGCUAGAAUUUAGGUCUGAAAUUAUUCCACUGCAGAGUACAGAAAGGGCCUUUUAAUGAGGCAAGGGGAGACUGCUGCCUCAGGGGAAGAGUUUUCAGUACCAUUAAGGGCAGCUGCUGGGAAAGAUCCACCCUCUGUUGCACAAGCCACUGGCAAGCUCUCCUGCGUGUGCCUCAUUGGGAUAUAGGGGAAUUUGCAGGAAUGCAAUUUUGCCCUUUCGGUUCCGUAAGAAUUGUGCCAGAAAACAAAGGAAGAAUACUUGAAAAUGAUUUGGGUCCCCAAUACUGUUUUGGAAUUCAGGUUUCUUUCCCCUGGGAAUUCCAAAAUUUUUCAGGCCCAUUAUUUCCUAGGGAUGACACUUUCCAGGGCGCUGGAAUGGCUGUUUAUCAAGCAAAUGACACCAAAAUUGCAGAAUGCCUAGUACUGCCUGUCCACUAAAAAAAACCCCUCACAUUUCAUGUGAACUGGCUUAAGGGGGCCAGUUCUGUGGGCCCCUGAACACGUUGCCUCCUACUUGUCGCCUUUGUUUCCUAUGCGGCAAGUCUACCACAGCCAAUGUCAAACCAGAGAACCUAAGCCAAACCAACUUAAGCAAGGGACGCUGUCACAAGCCUAGCCAAACCUGUAAAAUCUACGAAGAACGGCUUAGGAAUCUUAAAAUGUGAGUCCCAAAUGUAUCUGGAAUUUUUGGAACCCGAUUUCUGGUAUUCCAUAAAAUUUGAGUAUUGCACCCACUACCCAUAUACAUCCAAAAAGUACUGAUAAAUUAUUUUUGGAAGUAUAAUUGGACCAGAAAUAUCCAAAUGCACAAGCCUACUGAGAAUUUCACCAUGGAUGAAUGUGCAAAAGGGCUGCCAUUUUGCUUUCCCACGUCAGGCCCUAGGAUAUCUUGCGAUGACUCUGGUGGGGUGCUGGAGUCAACUUUUCGCCUCAGGCUCAGAUUUUGAGAAUUUCUCACUCUGCAGCUUUGUCACUUUGUAAAUUGCAAGUCAGAAAUCAGUCUGUUCUGCCAAAAUUCCUGGCUCAGAGAAUUGUCUGGGUGUGGGGUGUUGCGGCAGCCAUAGUUCUGCCCUCUAUUUGCAGUUGUGCAGCUUACUGGGGCAUGGGGGUGGGGGGAGAAAAAAAUGUUCUGCCUUAAUAAGCCUCCCCCCAUGUUCUGUAGCAAGAGGUGGUAGCUCAGUGGUGAUUGAUGCCGAAAGCGGAGGCAGCUGCAGUUGGUGUGCUGGGCAAGGGCUCAUGUUUGGAUGUGGGGAAGACCGCCCCCAUCUCACCGAGAGUGAACAGCUUGUGCCAUGUGCGAUUAGAUCAAAACACCAAGAAUGGCAGAGGUGGGCUGUGCCGGGUUGCCUUUUGAAAGGCAAAACUGUUGAGCAGAUUAGCGUUUUAAACUAGGCUGGAGUUGCCACCCCCCUCCCCCAGGACAAGGAAACAACCAUCCACAAUGUAGACAACACUGAGUGGGUUCCAUGGGCAGUGUCAGAAGGGAGGUGAGGCCCACAUCCUUAAGGUGCCAGAAUGGGAUACUGUAACUCACCCACUGCUCAGUGGUACAGUCGUAGGCAUUCUGAUUCCCAGCCAGGUCAAGAUGCAAUCUAGGAAGUGAAGACUCCUCAUGGAACCUGGCCGUUCUCUUUCUCUUUGUGAAGUGGGCAUCCUCUUUUGAAUAUGAGCCCAUCCUGUCCUUUCCCGUUUGGAAACAAGAAGCUUCAUGCAUCAGGAAGGAUCACAGGUGGUGAACUGCAACCCUGAGGUUUAGCAUCUGCAUGUGCUCCAAAUAGCUUGGAUCCAGAGCACGUGGCUGGGAUUCAUAGUCCCUAGACCCAGUACCUUAGAGCAGUCGGGCUCUUCCCGUGGGGUGAUUCUGGGGAGGGAUACGUCUGAGAGCUGUGUUGGCCCCUCGCCUUAGAACUGAAGACAUGAAGCAGCCUUGAAUUGAGUUAAACUCUCUGUCCAUAGAGCCCAGUGUUGUCUCUCCAGCUCUCAGGUGCACAUGGGGCUCUCCCGCCUCUUGCCGCCUGGGGUCCUUAAGCCGAAGACACCAGGGACUUAACCCAGGAUCUUACAUAUCCUAAGUAUGUUCUGUACUACUGAGCUGUGUCUCCAUCUUCAUGAUAGCCGGGUGCUGUAGAUGCCCAGUCGACCUCGGAAUUCUGGACUAGCAGUUUCUCGUUUUUAGGAUCAUGUGCCACACCAGGUAGACUUUGUUGUGGUGGGAGGCGUCUGAUUUUUUCGUAUAAAGAUA
This is a messenger RNA of Eublepharis macularius, 3917 nucleotides long. RefSeq names its product zinc finger and BTB domain-containing protein 26-like. NCBI's taxonomy places the organism in Eukaryota, Metazoa, Chordata, Lepidosauria, Squamata, Eublepharidae. The transcript has 2 exons. Gene Ontology annotation, biological process: regulation of cytokine production; negative regulation of transcription by RNA polymerase II; regulation of immune system process. The record is from RefSeq and is a predicted model, not a curated record. Bases 203 to 1384 code for a protein of 393 amino acids. Gene Ontology annotation, molecular function: protein binding.